This is a messenger RNA of Fulvia fulva, 219 nucleotides long. RefSeq lists its product as uncharacterized. Bases 1 to 219 code for a protein of 72 amino acids. The record is from RefSeq and is a predicted model, not a curated record. The transcript is spliced from 3 exons. NCBI's taxonomy places the organism in Eukaryota, Fungi, Ascomycota, Dothideomycetes, Mycosphaerellales, Mycosphaerellaceae.
AUGACCAUCCACCACGUCGUCUUCUUUGGCCUCUGGGGCUACCAGAUCUUCGCGAUCCCGUGCGCCGACAACACCGUGGGCCUAAGGCCAAACCCCAACGAUCCGGAGUGGAUUCCCACCAACUGGGAUCCGCGCGGCCUUGCGCCGCUCGAUCGGCUGACCUGGUGGCAGAGCCCCAUCGGGUGGCGGCUCGUUUGGGAGACGGAGGGGAUGAUGUAA